GGCACAAGAUGCGGCCCUCGAGCCUCCCGGGCGCUCGGUCACCGCGCCGAAAUGGGCGCGGGCAGAGUCGCCGCCGCCUAUUGCCGGACCGCCUCUGAACAGGAAGCCGUGCGCCGGCCGCGGAGGCCCGCCCCCAUGUAGCGACGAGCCCGCCAGCCCCAGGGACGGGAGCGAGGGGCGGGGGAGAGGGCGGGAAAGCGGGGCUGCAGCUGCAGGGAAGCUGCGCCUCCGCCACCGAUCAGAUGCUGCUUCGCCAGGUAGCCGCAGCGUCCAUGACGGCCCAAGGCGGAAGUCGUUAGGCAGAGCGGAAGGGGAACCUGCAGGGGGACUUCCGACACCAACCUGUGCUUUUUCUCCCGGCUGUCGGGGGCCGGGACUUUCGGGGGGUGCGUGGGAGUGGGGCGGGGCCGGCGCGCGGACCGGAAAAGCGGAAGCGGCCACCGCGCGCCGCCGGAAGCGGGCGUGGGGGCGGAGCCGGAGUCGUCACCGCGAACGUCAGUAUCUGCCCCGCCUUUGCCUUCACCGCCCUCGGGGUUUAAAAGGCUCCAGUUUGGCCUGAGGUGAUGCUCCGCGCUCCGUAGGGUGGCGCCGAUGCGGCUGGGGAAUGUCCCACCUAGAUGUCCGUGAGUUGUGGUUAUGGAAUUGCGAAGAAAUUGGAGCAGCUGCGCACUUGUGACUUCUCAGGUCUUUGCACCUCCCACAGUCUGCUCAUGCGCCUUUCGUGGGAUAGAAAACGUUUCCGUCAUUGGUUUUUUUUUUUUAACUGUGGGAAAAGAUGCGAGAAAAUAUGAUUGGAGAGCACAGCCUCUGAAAUCAGACCACUUAGAUAAAAAUCCUAGCUCAACUACUUACGCUCUGAACGCUCUCCAGCAAAACUGCUUCACUUCUCCAGAUCUAUUUCUUCAUCUGUAAUAAUAGUGUUUACCUUGGAGGAUGAUUGUGAAGAUAAAUGAGUUAACAUUUGCAAAGGGCGUAAAACAGUAAGUGAUCUGUAAGCAUUAACUAUAUCAUCAUCACCACUUAGGAGUAAUGAUUCUUGUACUUGUUUUUCCACCUAAUAACCUAUGAACUUUCUGUCUUCUCCUGCCCUCAUGUGGCUCUCUCUCUGAUAUCCCCAGCACCUAGUAUAGUUCCUAGCUAUCUGGCUUUCAUGAAUGAAUUAAACAGGUAUAUUCCUCCAUCUAUGCACUGUAGUUCUAUUUAUAUUACAUUAACUUGUUUGGGAUUAAGAUUAACUUACAUAUAUUUACACGUGAAAUGAAGUGUCUAGGAUUUCUUUUAAAAUACUUCAGAAAAAAGUUGGGGGAGGUAGAUGAAAUAAGAUUGGCAGAAUGUUGACAAUUGUUAAAGCUGAAGAUGGAUACAUGGGAGUUCAUUAUACUCUGUGUUUUCUCUUCUGUGUGUUUGAGAAUAUACAUAAUAAAAGGUUUUUAAAAAUUGAGGAUGGGUAAUCAACUGAAGGCCCAGAUAUUUUUUCUUUCCUAAUGAACAGCCUUUAAUCUAUAUGUACUCAA
Molecule: messenger RNA, 1514 nt
Organism: Rhinolophus ferrumequinum (greater horseshoe bat)
Lineage: Eukaryota; Metazoa; Chordata; Mammalia; Chiroptera; Rhinolophidae
Exons: 2
Source: RefSeq, a predicted model, not a curated record